GCACACGCGAAGCGAUACGGAUCUAUGAAUAGCAAUUUUUUAUUAUUUUUUUUUAAGUGAAUAGAAAUAAACACCGGUUGUUUAUGGAAAUCUAAUAAGCAAAUUUUAUGACAACAAUGCGACGGAAAUACCCCUCAGAACAAGAAGCUAUGGAUCUGGAGGACCAUUCGCAGCAGCCACCGCACUUGGAUGGGUGGUGUACGGACCGGUGAGCGGAAAGAGUUCCGCGUCCUAGCCGAGCCCCAGGAUAAUAUUCUGGAGAAGAUGGUCAGCGAGCCGUGAGAAUCCUGGAGGAGACGACUAAGCAAGUAGGCCGACGAUAUGAAUCCGGGCUGCUAUGGGGAGACGACGAGGUGAAACUGCCGGAGAGCAACAAUAUGGCGCUCAAGAGACUCGUCAACAACGAAAAAAAAAUGAGGCGCGAUGUGGACUUCGCGCGUGCCUAUAAGGGAAUAAUGGAUGAUUACGUCAAGAAGGGAUAUGCACGACGACUGGAGCCCCAGGAAGUCCAGAGGUUCCAGGAAGGAAAGUUAUGGUACCUGCCGCAUUUCGGGGUGAAAAACCCGUACCAACCUGGACAAAACCGGUUGGUCUUCGACGCGACUGCCAAGGGGAACGGCGUGUCCCUCAAUUCAGCGCUAAUGAAAGGCCCACAGCGCUACAAGCCACUCCCAGCAGUGCUCUUCCAUUUUCGGGAAGGAGCAGUUGGGGUUUGUGCAGACAUAAAGGAGAUGUUUCAUCAGGUACUGAUGCAGCCACAGGAUAGAAGUUCCCAGAGGUUCCUGUGGAAGAACGGAGAUGACCAGCGGGAGCCGGACGUAUACGAGAUGCAAGUGAUGACGUUCGGAGCAGCUAGCUCACCAUGUUCGGAGGUCUAUGUGAAGACCGUGAAUGCCUCGCAGUACAGCAGCACGGACCCGCGAGCAGCCCUGGCCAUCAAGGAAUACCACUACGUGGACGACUACAUCGACAGUUUCACCAGUGAAGAAGAAGCUAUCGCCGUUUCGACACGGUUUGGCAAGUGUGGUCAGAGCGUUGAACCCACUUGAAUCCAUCGCUAGCGUCAGAUGGACCGAAGCUGAGGGGAAGGUACUAGGUACUAGGAAUGUACUGGCACCCGGCUACAUAUGACGGCAUCAAAUAUCAUCGAG
Molecule: messenger RNA, 1151 nt
Organism: Drosophila ananassae
Lineage: Eukaryota; Metazoa; Arthropoda; Insecta; Diptera; Drosophilidae
Exons: 2
Coding region: 378-1049 (223 amino acids)
Source: RefSeq, a predicted model, not a curated record